AUGUCCCAGUGGCCAGCCCCGGGGCUGGAUUGGAUCCGUCGCCCCCUAGAGGGGAAAGGCCCCAUGUCCCAGUGGCCAGCCCCGGGGCUGGAUUGGAUCCGUCGCCCCCUAGAGGGGAACGGCCCCAUGUCCCAGUGGCCAGCCCCGGGGCUGGAUUGGAUCCGACGCCCCCUAGAGGGGAACGGCCCCAUGUCCCAGUGGCCAGCCCCGGGGCUGGAUUGGAUCCGAUGCCCCCUAGAGGGGAACGGCCCCAUGUCCCAGUGGCCAGCCCCGGGGCUGGAUUGGAUCCGUCGCCCCCUAGAGGGGAACGGCCCCAUGUCCCAGUGGCCAGCCCCGGGGCUGGAUUGGAUCCGUCGCCCCCUAGAGGGGAACGGCCCCAUGUCCCAGUGGCCAGCCCCGGGGCUGGAUUGGAUCCGACGCCCCCUAGAGGGGAACGGCCCCAUGUCCCAGUGGCCAGCCCCGGGGCUGGAUUGGAUCCGAUGCCCCCUAGAGGGGAACGGCCCCAUGUCCCAGUGGCCAGCCCCGGGGCUGGAUUGGAUCCGUCGCCCCCUAGAGGGGAACGGCCCCAUGUCCCAGUGGCCAGCCCCGGGGCUGGAUUGGAUCCGUCGCCCCCUAGAGGGGAACGGCCCCAUGUCCCAGUGGCCAGCCCCGGGGCUGGAUUGGAUCCGACGCCCCCUAGAGGGGAACGGCCCCAUGUCCCAGUGGCCAGCCCCGGGGCUGGAUUGGAUCCGACGCCCCCUAGAGGGGAACGGCCCCAUGUCCCAGUGGCCAGCCCCGGGGCUGGAUUGGAUCCGAUGCCCCCUAGAGGGGAAUGGCCCCAUGUCCCAGUGGCCAGCCCCGGGGCUGGAUUGGAUCCGUCGCCCCCUAGAGGGGAACGGCCCCAUGUCCCAGUGGCCAGCCCCGGGGCUGGAUUGGAUCCGUCGCCCCCUAGAGGGGAACGGCCCCAUGUCCCAGUGGCCAGCCCCGGGGCUGGAUUGGAUCCGUCGCCCCCUAGAGGGGAAAGGCCCCAUGUCCCAGAUUCUGCCAGGUCUCCCCACGCCCGGCCAUGCUGCCCCCGCGGAGCGCGACGGCCUGGGCCCGGCGCGGCUGCCCGGAUCUGGGGCCUGGCCCGGGGUGGGAGGCCCCCCUGCAGCACCUCCCGCAGGCUGGCUGAGGCCCGGCAUGGAGGGGGCGGGGAGCCGGCUGCAGGGCAAACCCUUCUACUGCCGGGAGUGGGCGCUGCAGCGGCUGGCGCGGGGGCUGGCGCGGGCCGGGCCGGGGGGGCUGCUGCUCACCGGGGGGCCCGGCUGCGGGAAGACGGCGUUGUGCACCGAGCUGCUGUGGCCCACGUCGGAGCAGGGCCGGCAGGCGGGGCUGGGCACCCGGGCACUGGGCUGGCACUUCUGCCAGGCCCACGACGCGGCCACGCUGUCCCCACACCACUUCCUCCGGGGCCUGGUGCGCCAGAUGGAGCAGUGCCCCCUGCUGCCCGGGUACGGCCCCCGCCUGCGCCAGCCCGGGGCCUGCGCCAGCCUGGAGCCUGCCCAGUGCGAGCCACACCCUGACGAGGCCUUCAAGAGGGCCGUGCUGCUGCCGCUGCUGGACCUGCCGCCCCCGCCCCAGAGGCUGCUGCUGCUGGUGGACGCGGUGGACGCUGGCGGCGCCCUGGGGGCCAGCGAGUGGCAGCCGGGGGGGCCAAGCACCACCAUCGCCCAGCUGCUGGCCACCCACCACCACCUGCUGCCCCGCUGGCUGCUGUUGGUCUGCUCGGCCCGGCACCACGGCAAGGCGCUCGCCCGGAUGUUCGCCGGGUUCCGGCGGAUCUGCCUGGACGACCUGCGGCGGGCGCCGGUGGUGCGGGACGUGCAGCGAUACAUCCUGUGCCGGCUGGAGCAGGAGGAGGGGCUGCGCCGGCACCUGACCCACGAGACGGCCGAGAUGCUCAACCAGCUGCACAUCAAGAGCAAUGGCUGCGUUCUGUACCUGGAGCGGGUGCUGGACGGGGUGGCUGAAGGGUUGGUGGUGCUGCGGGAAAUCCGCCACAUCCCCGGCACGCUCAACGGCCUCUACCUGUGGCUGUGCCAGCGCCUCUUCACCGGCAAGCUCUUCGCCCGCGUGCGGCCGCUGCUCAACGUGCUGGUGGCCGCGCCCCGCCCGCUGUGCCCCCACCAGCUCCACGGCGCCCUCUGGGCGCGCCAGGCCGGCCCCGGCCCCAGCUGGGAGGAGUUCCAGCGCCAGCUCAAUAGCCUGGCCACGCUGCUGCUGGACGGCCCAGGCGGCACCCGGAUCCUCUUCCACGCCAGCUUCGCCGAGUGGCUGCUGGACGUGAAGUACUGCACCCAGCGCUACCUGUGCAGCGCGGCCGAGGGCCACGGCCUGCUGGCCCUGAGCGCCGCCUGCCGCGGCCCCCAGCUCAGCCCCCGCGAGGUGCACGACCUGGCCCGCCACCUGCUGCGCGCCGACCUGCGCCUGCCGCCCUGCCAGCUGGCGCUCUGGAUGGUGUGGCAGGAUGUGCCCGUGGCCCACUGCCUGCUGGCCGACCUGCCGACACUGCCGCUGGAGACAGACGUGCUGCAGCUGCUGGUGCUGGCGGGGGCGCGGCUGGGCGAGCGGGAGGCGGGCACGGGAGGCCUCCUGCACCAGGCGCUGGAGCAGGAGGACUCAGUCCGCAUGCUGCUGGAGAACGGGGCCAGCGCCAACCAGCGGGAUGCCAACGGGCGCACCCUGCUGGCCAGUGCUGCCCACAGCGGCAACCCCGAGGUGGCCAGCCUGCUGCUGGGCUGGGGGGCCGAGGUGGAGGCGCCCGACCGGCACGGGCAGACCCCGCUGACGCUGGCCGCACUCCAGGGCCACGCUAAGGUCCUGCACUGCCUACUCGCCCACGGUGCCAACGUCAACCAUGCUGACCAGAGGGGCUGGACGGCGCUGCGCUCGGCCGCCUGGGGCGGGCACGCCGAGGCCGUGGGCGCCCUGCUGCGGGCGGGCGCGGACGUGGACUGGCGGGACGUGGAGGAUCGCACGGCGCUGCGGGCAGCUGCCUGGGGGGGGCACGAGGGCAUCGUGCGGAUGCUGCUGGCGCACGGUGCCCAGGUGAACCGGGCCGACACUGAGGGGCGCACGGCCCUGAUCGCUGCCGCCUACAUGGGGCACCGGGAGAUCACGGAACUGCUGCUGGCGCACGGCGCCGACAUCGACCACGCCGACGCGGACGGGCGCACGGCGCUGUCCCUGGCGGCCCUGUGCGUGCCGGCCAGCCGUGGGCACGCCGACGUGGUGAGCCUGCUGCUGGAGCACGGGGCACACGUGGGGCACCACGACCGACACGGCAUGACCCCGCUGCUGGUGGCCGCCUGCGAGGGCCACGCCGAGGUGGCCGAGCUGCUGCUGGAGGGCGGGGCCGACGUGGAGCAGGCAGACGCCACGGGGCGCACCCCACUGCUGGUGGCCACCGCCAUGGGGCACGGCGCCGUGGUGCAGACCCUGCUGCUGUGGGGCGCGGCUGCAGGUGCCAAGGAUGCCAAGGGCCGCACGGCUCUGAGCCUGGCGGCCGCCCAGGGCAGCAAGCACAUGGUGCGGGCCCUGCUGGAGCGCGGGCUGGACGAGAACCACCCGGACGCCAUGGGCUGGAGCCCGCUGCACCUGGCCGCCUGCGAGGGGCACGCGGGGGCCUGUGGGGUGCUGGCCGAGCACGGCGCCCGCCUGGACCAGCAGGACCGGGACGGCCGCACCCCCCUCAUCCUGGCAGCCCAGGAGGGCCACAGCGAGUGCGUGCGGCUGCUGCUGGGAAGUGGCUCCCCCGUGGAUCACCGGGACCACGACGGGCGCAUGGCGCUGGGCGCGGCUGCACUGGGGGGGCACCGGGCCACGGCCGAGCUGCUGCUGCGCCACAGGGCUGACCCCAACCUGCCGGAUGCCGCGGGGCGGCCCCUGGUCUACCUGCUGGUGCUGGGGGGCUGCCAGGACCUGCUGGAGCUGCUCCUGGCGAGUGGCAGCGACCCGGAGGCGCGGGACGCCCAGGGGCGCACGGCGCUGCACGUCUCCUGCUGGCAGGGGCGGCUGGAGGCGGCGCGGGCGCUAGUGCACCACGGCGCCGACGUCAACGCGCUUGACACGGAGCGGCGCUCGGCCCUGCACUCGGCCGCCUGGCAGGGCCACGCCAGCACCGUGCGCUUCCUGCUGGAGCGCGGGGCGCACGUAGACCAGGCCUGCAGCCAGGGCGCCACAGCGCUGGGCAUCGCCGCCCAGGAGGGCCACGGCGAGGUGGCGUGGGCGCUGCUGGAGAUGGGCGCCGACCCCACCCACACCGACCGGUACGGGCGCACGCCCAGCCACGUGGCCGCCCGGCGGGGCCAGGCCGCCAUCCUGCGCCUGCUGCAGAGCCACGGGGUGCCCACCGCCACCACCUGCUCCCCGCCGGGCGCCUCCGGCCACUCCUCCGCCAGCCCCCCGGUGCCCCCCGCCCCCAGCCAGAGGCCCGGCUCGAACUUGCCACAGUGCCCAGCCGACGCCUCCCUGCACAGCUCCCGCGGCUCCACCUGCCACUCGCUGGUCACGGCGCAGACAGUGCCGGCCGACAGCCCAACCUUCACCCAGCAGCUGCAGCCCUCGCUGCCCCGCAGCCUCCCGGCCCCCGCCCCCAAGAGCCCCCAGCCCAGCCUGGCACUGCCCCUGGGCGUGCCCGGAGCCCCAGAGCCACAGGCAGGCAGCCCGGGGCGGGAGGUGCCGUCCCCCGAGUGGGACCCCAAGCCCAACGGCUUCCUGCCCUGGCAGGAUGGGGGGCCGACAGGGACCCUCUCCCUCCUCUCCCUCGCCACGCUGGACCCCCAGCUGCACCUCAAGCGAGCCGUCAAGCUGCAGUUCGAGGGCCCCACCUGCUGCAACGACCCCAGGAAGGAGACGCCGCUGUGA
Emys orbicularis (European pond turtle) is the source of this 4887-nucleotide messenger RNA. RefSeq names its product ankyrin repeat domain-containing protein 50-like. The coding region runs from base 1 to 4887 and encodes 1628 amino acids. Lineage: Eukaryota; Metazoa; Chordata; Testudines; Emydidae. The record is from RefSeq and is a predicted model, not a curated record. The transcript has 4 exons. Gene Ontology annotation, molecular function: protein binding.